This is a messenger RNA of Sphenostylis stenocarpa, 1086 nucleotides long. Lineage: Eukaryota; Viridiplantae; Streptophyta; Magnoliopsida; Fabales; Fabaceae. The record is from the annotation of a GenBank genome assembly.
AUGGGUGGGAGCAAGAAGAGGAAGAGAAAGGAAGAACAACGAGGAAGCAAAGGCACUGCGCAUUCAGAGAACCCACCGGACUUUGCUCUUUUGGCUUCUCUCUACCCUUCUUUCCACCCAUUCGUCCAAUUCUCACCUCCUCACGCGCGCCCCACCAUCGACUGGACCGACUUCAACGCCAUGCGCGAACUCACGCGCGUCUUGCUCCACCACCGCCACUCUCUGACCUGGUGGAUUCCUGAUGGGCACCUCUGCCCCACUGUGCCCAACCGCUGCAAUUACAUUCACUGGCUUCAACGUCUUCUCUCAUCUGACAUCAUUCCACGCAUUAUUUCAAGUGAUGCCAGGGUCAAGGGAUUUGACAUAGGAACUGGAGCUAGUUGCAUUUACCCUCUUCUUGGUGCUUCUCUCCAUGGAUGGAGUUUUGUAGGAUCAGAUGUGACUGAUGUUGCAAUUGAGUGGGCAGAGAGAAAUGUCAAUAGUAAUCCACAUAUUUCUCAGCUGAUUGAAAUCAGAAAGGUUCAAGACAAUGAAAGUGCUCCUUGUGUGGAAAUUGAAGGGUCCAUGAACGGUGACCAGAUAACUUUGAGCAAGAAUACUGAUACGGAGAUAGCUCCUUUGCCUCUUGAUUUGCUUGCUUGCGAGAAUAAGAAUUAUCAUGGACCUCCCAUACUUGUUGGUGUGGUCAGGGACGAUGAGAAGUUUGAUUUCUGCAUGUGCAAUCCUCCAUUUUUUGAAAGCUUGGACGAAGCUGGACUCAAUCCCAGAACUUCUUGUGGUGGGACUUCUCAUGAAAUGGUUUGCCCCGGUGGUGAGAAGGCCUUCAUUACUCGUAUUAUUGAGGAUAGUACACAAUUGAAGCAGCAUUUUCGGUGGUUCACUUCAAUGGUAGGUAAAAAAUCAAAUCUCAAGUACCUUGUAUCAAAACUUUGGGAGGUUGGAGUCUCUGUAGUGAAGACAACUGAAUUUGUCCAAGGUAGGACAUUUCGAUGGGGGAUUGCUUGGUCUUUCUUGCCUCCUGUUCAGAAGUCAUCAAUUUCUUUGGCCAACAAGAAAAACACGUCCUUCACGCUUGAGGUACAGUAG